UCGAUCUCAUUUGAUCAAUUCCGAUCAAGCCGCCGACGUCGCGACACGUAUCAGCCGUUGUUGAUUACCUCCAUUCUGCACUGUAUUUAAUUUAGUUUUCUCAAAAUGUGGCGUUCAUCUUCGUUCAAGCUGGUUUUAGCUGGAGGAAUAGUUGCUGCUGGUGCUGUAGCAGUCUACAUGUCGAAGGGUAAAUGCAAGAAGGCCAAGAUAAACGACAUGAUUCAAGAAUUGCGGAGGAGUCAUGUUCAUAUACGAGAUCCGGAGAGAGUGGCUUCUAUCAUUGCACAGCUCGUCAAAGAUGGACGUCAAAAUCUACAGGUUGUUGCAGAUUUUGACAGAACAAUAACAAGGUUUAUGUUUGAAGGCAGGAAGGUACCCACUUGUCAUGCUGUCCUAGAUGAUUGCCAGGCUCUGCCCGAAAGCUACAGGGAGGCAGCACACAAGCUACGAUCCAAGUACUACCCGCUUGAGAUGGCAAAUAACAUUACGAUCGAUGAGAAAUAUAACCUUAUGGUAGAGUGGUGGACAAGUGCGCACAACCUGCUUGUGAAAGCUGGACUCAAGCGAUCAGACCUGAAGGAAAUGAUUGCUAGGUCAGGCAUGGUACUGAGGGAAGGAACCACAGAGCUCUUCAGGAAGCUCAGCGAAGCCGAUGUACCUUGCCUUGUCUUCUCUGCAGGAAUCGGGGACAUCCUGUCCGAAGCCAUUCGCCAGUUUUCACAGUUCUUUCCCAACAUGCAGGUUGUUUCAAAUUUCAUGGACUUUGAUGACCAGGAUAACCUUGUAGGGUUCAAGGGCGAGCUGAUCCACACGUACAACAAGCACGAAGUCGCUGUUCACCAUCCUGAAUUCUUCGACUGUCACAAGCAUAGAACCAAUGUCAUCCUGCUAGGAGAUACGCUAGGUGAUCUUACAAUGGCUGAUGGCAUGCCGCAGGCCACUUCUAUACUUACCAUUGGAUUCCUUAAUGAUCAUAUUGAUCAAAACCUUGAGUCCUACAAAGAGAGGUACGACAUAGUUCUUAUAUCAGAUGAAACAAUGGAUAUAGCCAAUGCUCUCCUUCAGAAAAUAUUAUAGAGACAGCCAUCAUUGCCAUUUCCUGUGACUUCACAUCUCACGAGAGAAGGGAGACAGAGAGCACUAGUCUUCCGUCUUCUGCACCAGAAUUUAACGCAUUGCCUGCUGAAGUCUGUUAGUCUUUUUUCUAGGAAACACCCAGUUCCAGUAGCCAAUGGGUUAACUUCAUGAAAUCCCAAGCCUCAUUUGGUUUUACUUCAUAAGAGUUGGUUCACAUAACUCUAGCAGAAACAUGGUAUUACUUAAGUGAAAGCAUUUCAAGAGUAGGUUAUCUACAUACUGAGCCUUAAAAUAGUAAAUUUCAUUCACAUAUUUCUGAAAAUUAACCAUGGAAUGUUCUUUAUACAAGCGGCAUGGAAACUGGUGUCCCUGUCCAUGUCAUAUAAUAUUCCAUGCAGGAGUUAUCAAACAACAUCUGCAUAAAUUCGCACAUCGAUGGAGAUCUCUUUGAUAUAUUGGCAAAGCUUAUUCUGCAGAGUCAACUUCAGUGCCCAAGGAACCAAGACUGAAGUAACAAAUUUGACCGAGGAGAAUAUUAUGUCUUUGAAUGUCAAAGAACCUCAUGGAUUGUUAUCCAUUAGGAUGGAGCGCUGUCUCCAUGUACCUCAGUCUAGGUUCUACUGAAGUAACUAUCAACCAAAGAUAAAUGAAGCAGUAAUGUUGCAUUGAACUGCCUUUGAAAACUUGUCUUACACGCCAUUCAUGCUGCGAAUCUGCCAUUUAUGGGUAUGCUGCUGUAUCACUGCCUAGUUUCUUCUGGGGCCUGUUGCAGAAAGAGUUGCGUUUUUGUUAAAAUAUCAAGCGCAAGUCCCGAAAACGGGUGCUUCAUUGGAUGAAAAUCAUGUUGUGCAAGAUAUUUUGAGUUGUGUUUGAUCGCAUCUCUUUCUGCAACGGGCCCCAGCUUUGCUACCUAAUGCUAUAGUCACACCUAUAUAACCAGCUCCACACCAAUACAAACUGUUACUUUACUUUGUAUUUUUACUUGUGUAUCGACGAUUGGUUUGGAGUCAGUUUUGUUGGAGGGCUUAUAGCGUAAACUUUGGUCAUGUCCAUUGGCUUAGCCACAUGUCGCGCUUUUAAAAAGUGGCCCCCAUGUUUUGUUGAAGUAUCCUAUGAAUAGCAUCAAGAGUUAUUUUUCUAUCCUUUAAACAAGUGAAUUGAAUCAGUUCUAGUAUCUGUCAACCAAGCCAGAGCCAAAUUCAUGACCACAUUGGUAUAAUUUGAGAAUCUUAUCAUCAUUUAUAUGGGGCAUUAGAUAUCAGGACUUUCAAUAGCACUUGUAUAUUGGUUAAAUUUUCCUCACUCGUACUACUGUAACAACGGUCAGGUCUCAUGCUAGAAUGGUACUAGUAUAAAGCAUUUCCUAUAUACUUCUGUAAACCCGAAAAGGAUUUGUUGACAAAUGACAGUACAUGUUGAGAAAACACCUACAGUUACCUCUUAAUGUCUCAUUGUUGGCUAUACCUAGCACCUUACUAGCAUUUUUUUACAAACGUGUGAUAAAAGAGGUACAGCUUCCAUGCUCCAACAACUCUCGUAAGAAGCUGUUUCUUGCAACCUCAGCUGGAAUAUGGGAUCAUUUACAUCAUACAAGCAUGCUGAUUGGUUGUUGCCCUCAUGGAACUACAUGUGCGGCAUAAAUCUACUUGGAUGUAGAUUUUGGCCAAUCACCUCAAUGGGGUUUGUUCAGUGUUGUAGUCAAGGCCUAAAAUCUCAAGGCCAAAGCUUAGGCAUUACGUUCUAAAGACCAAGGCUAAAGGCCUUGGAACCCAGGCCGAGGUCAAGGCAUGAACAAAAAAUAGGCUCUAGGGCACAUUCAAUCAUCCAGACACUACAACACUGCUUUUCUUCUCUUCCAUUUUGUAUGCUAACUGCAGAUUCUACGUUCCUUGCGGUUGCAAAAACAGCAUAUAAACCUAUCUCUCAGUGAGUCUUUAUCUUGAGUACUACAAAUGACUUAACACCAAAUUGACAGAAAUACCUUUGUCUAUUUCAAUAACAUCAUUAUUAAAUGGAUAUAGUGUAUUUCUGUAUUAUCAAUCAUGGUAAUUAUAAAUUAUGUAUAGGAUGUGAAGGUCAAGGAUGGUUUGAUUGGGAUAGACUGGUAUUUUAUGGUAGAUAAGUCUUGUUAUAUUUAUGAAUUGCUGAUGAAUAGUAAUUUAUUCAUAAUAUAAAUGAAUGAAUGUGAAAUAGCUAUGUAGAUCAUAUUUUCUUAGUAUUCUCUUUGGGACAGAUAUUUGAUACAGAAAAUUAUUAAAUUAUAUUUUGAGAGGCGGUGUGCUAUACUACUUGCAAAAAAAUGACAUUUAAGGGACUACAAUGAGGUUGAACUCUAUGCUCUUAGAGAAACGUUUCGGUCAUUUCAAGGUUAUAAAAAGUAACCUUGAAACAUUAUUAAUGAAUGAAUAAAUAGAUGAAGAGAGAAAUAAAGGAAUGAAUGAGUAAAUGAGUGAGUGAAUGAGUAAUGAGUGAAUUAAUGAAUAAAUGGUGUGAAUGCUCAGUUCAGUAAGAGAGUAAGUAUGGGAUGUGCACUAGCAAACUAUCUCUUAUCAUUCAGUAUUUUUUUUUCAAAUAUAAAUUUUGAAGUUUUAAUGCCUGUAUAGAAGCAAAGAACUGAGUGCCGCCUGUUUCCAUAAGAGGUGUGUUUUUUUCAAUUUUCUGCUGCAAAUUUCUUCCUGAUUUGUGAUUUUUGUCUUGUUUCAAGUGUUUUCUUAUCUUUUUCUUUCAAAAUUUGCUUAUAGUCCCAUGUAGAAUUAGCCAGACAUUGCUUAGAUAUUGAUAUAUAUCCAAAUAUUUUUAAAGCAUAUUUUGAAACAAUAGUGAAGUAAAUUUCAGUGUGUAUCAGAAAUCUUUUUACACUCUUUAUGUGAAUACCAUUUAGCUUACCAUAGAUUGUAAAGAUUCUAGCUAUAAUCUAACUUGCAAGAGUUAACCCUAAAUAGACUGGGCUAUUUUGAUGCCUAAGAAGACUGGGGGGGGGGGGGGGGGGCUGAUUCAGCCCCCCCCCUAUGAUCUCGGCCGUCGACCGCGCGAUCGCGACGAAAAUUUGCAUGUGCAUUACCCAUGGCAUAAUCUUCAAGACUAUAGGAUCAAAUUUUCCGAAAAAUCUCAUAAUUCAUUAAUUAUGCUAAUUUAUGCAUAAAAUCAAAGAUUUGCUCUAAUUAACUAGAUAAGGCCUCUAAACUGCUCAUUAUUUAUUCACAGACUCUGAAAGAUUCUGAUCAAAUGUACUUUAAAAAAAAAUCAAUAUCACAAUUCUUUUCUUAUGUAUUUUAUUGUUUUUUAAAUUUCUUAUGUAUUUCUUUGUUUUUCGACUUUUUGUUUUUUAUUGUUUUUUCAAUGGAAAUCGUCCGCUACUUUAUUCUGACCAUUAACAAGAUGAAAUUAAUUAAGUUUGAUUAGGAAAAUUGAAAAUAAUGAUACAUUUAUGAAGUUUGGCUAAAAACACAAUUUGCAUUGGAUUUGUACACAAAUUCACGUUUUUGAGCAAUUUCGGGUCGACAUGCACUUACAAAAUGUUGCGUAAUUUCGGAACCACGUACUCUGGCGUCGCAAAUUUGGUCUCAAAAGUUGCGCAAGACUUGAAAGAAAAAAGUCAUGGAACGGCACAGCGCCAGCUUUUCGCGUUACAGAUUUAUCGCGAAAAAAUGACGAGGGGGGGGGGCUGAAUCAGCCCCCCUCCCAGUCUUUUUAGGGUUAAGUGUGACCUAAUGUUGCAUUUAAAUUCCUUGCUGCAGAUUUGUUAGCCCGCCACUGCAUCCUAAUAAGAAUGAGCUAAUAGAUUAAACAUACUGUACUUUGUAAGUAAUUGCACUCAAGCAUGACUCCUAAGUCAUUUAAAUUUGUGUAAAACAGCCUGGUGGGUGUUCCAUGAAGUUGUUCGUAAGUUAUUCCCGAUUGACUGUGGCAACUAGACUGGUGACCUUUUCUCAGGAGCUAAAUCACCAGUGAUAAUUUGGGGAAUAUACAGUUGUGCUCAAAAAGUUAAUGAACUCCACCACAAAAUGCAUUCCUUCAUGCUGAGUGUUGAAUGUAGACAACAGCACUACAAUGUUUGGCGAGCCCAGAGAAACAAAGUUUAAUUAAUGUAAUAUUUCAUCACCAGAGAUCACAGUUAAAUAUCUAAAACAUGGCAGAACUUGAACACUUUAAUUUUCUGGUGGAGUUCACUAAUUAUUGAGCACCACUGAAACAAUCGCCAGUUAUUUGUAAACUCCUGCAUAAUGUACAAACAGCUUUAUGAAACAGCCCCCAAGUGAAAUAAAUAGGUAUUCUUGCCUUUGUGAGCUUUACUUGAUGUAUUUGAAUUGUUAUAAAUGGACAUGCAUACCUUUUGAAAAUUUUAUUCUGUACAAAGACAAAACAGGAAAUGAAAACCCUUACUUCUCCCCAGCUAUGAAUUAUAGAAUGUAUAUCGUAGAGAAAAUUCUGAUUAGCGAGGAUUACUUCCACCAUUUAGUAUUUGUAUUUUUGAUUGUGUUUCCAUAUAAGAACGGUUAGUGUGUUGUUUCUUUGUCAUGUUUUCAAAGUUUUAUGUUAAUAAUUUUCCAUCGAUUUUUAUUAUUAUUUCAUUUUGAUAAAAUGUAAAAGAAUACUGUGUCAAGAGAAAGUUUAAAAUACUCCUAAUUUUCUAAACCUCCCUCCCCCACCUAAAGAUGAUUUAAACAUUUUUUAGCUUGUAUAAAAAGAAAUAUUCGCACAAAUAAGUAUUGGCUUCAAGAUAGGUAUGUAUAGUUAAAGGUGGCGUAGUAGCAAAGAUUAAUAUGAUAACCUAAAUUGACUUAGACCACACUAUUAUGGAGUGUCAUUUACAGACUCAUUUAACAAGCACGAUUUAGUUCUUUAGUGAGAAGUUGUCAAAAUGAAUAUUGUUGUGAAAGGAGAAGUAAAGCAUUUAUAAUCAUACAAUUAAUUCUUUGGUACUUUCUCUUUUUUUUACCUGAAUUUU
Lytechinus pictus (painted urchin) is the source of this 6025-nucleotide messenger RNA. RefSeq names its product cytosolic 5'-nucleotidase 3-like. Gene Ontology annotation, molecular function: 5'-nucleotidase activity; magnesium ion binding. Lineage: Eukaryota; Metazoa; Echinodermata; Echinoidea; Temnopleuroida; Toxopneustidae. The record is from RefSeq and is a predicted model, not a curated record. Bases 106 to 1077 code for a protein of 323 amino acids. The transcript has 7 exons. Gene Ontology annotation, cellular component: cytoplasm.